AUGGACCGGUGCGGUGAGGUUCUCGAGACGGUGCGAAAAACAAGAAGGAGGGCACGGGUUGUUGCCCGACGCGAGGAGAAAAUGGAGGUCUUCUCGAAGCCAGAGGAGCUGAAGACCCAAGUGCACGACCAGGCGCGACCUGGUCUCGCCGACUUGCACGUCAAGAGCAAUUCCAUGAUGAGAACAAUCGGUGGCAAGGAUCGGCGCAAGCUGAAGUCGGCACAAGGUGUUGGACACCAAGAUGAAUCCGGGUUGUGUCUUGCCAUGGUGCACUGGUGGCAGAAUAGCCAAGCCAGAUCCCAGGAGAUCCUCACCAGCCUUUUUGCUACCCGAAGAUGCACUUCUAGCACUUGGAACUACACCAAUGUGAAAUACAGGGUCAAUGCCGGCAUUGCAGAGGUCAAGUUGGACGACCCACUUACUGGCAAUGCAUUGACCAACAAGACGAUAUCCGCUUUGCUGGACAUCUGUGCUGAAUUGCACGGACGGCAUGAUGUUAAAGUCAUUGCAUUUACAGCAGCAGGGCUUCAUUUCUGCAGCGGUGGUGCCUUCGGUGGAGAUGUUGCUCCUGACGAUGCCGAGUAUGCGCCCAAGCUGGAUCCAGGAGCCAGUGAAUUCGAAAUGACUACAGCAUCGAAUCUCUUGCUCGCCAAGCUAGUUUACUUGCUGAACACAUUGCCGCAGUUCAAGGUGGCCGCAAUCCGUGGCUCGACGCUGGGUGCGGGCAUCAGCAUCGUUGCUUCCAUGGACUUGGUGGUCGCACCACCAAAGAGGACGAUGUUUAAGUUCAAGGAAGCUGCGCGUGGUCUGGGAGCGUGCUGCUCCUGGCAGGGCAUCAUUGCGAAGAUAGGUGUGGCGAGAAUGCGACGGCUGUGCAUGUUAGCGGAGGACGUGGACGUGUUCGAAGCCAAGGAGCUUGGGCUGGUUGACGAGAUCCUCGAAGGUUCAUACGCGGAUGCAGACGAGUGGGCGGUGACGAAGGCCAAAGAAGUCGCAAGACGCAGCCUGGACGACCGCUCGAGUCUUAAGACAACAGGCGAACACCGUUGCCGUGCACGACUCUUUCCGAUGCCUGGGCAAGGUGCCGACUGCUUCGCCGAGGUCGUGCUGCUGUUGUUGUCAUGGAGUGACGGAGAUGUUGCUGUGCUGCGGCGCAUGCGACCGCUAGCAGUUCAGUGCUCGCGGCUCGCCACUCUUGCUGGACGCAACCCGUACGAGAAGAGUUCAAUGGGCUGGCGGAACAUAAUCAAAGCGAAUUUCCUACCUGUGUACAACAAGCUGGUCGAGCGAGAUGCCGGUCUGCGGACAAAGGAGGAUGCAACUGCUUUUGAAAAGAAGAAGCUGAGCCCCAAUCAAAGAGAUCUACUGCGCAAGCUCCAGAGUGCUGCCGUCGCAGCACCGAAAGCUGUACGAGUGGAUGCAAAGCGCCACGGGCUGAACGUCUCGGCCCAGGUGGCACGACAGCUCGAAUCAGAGGUGAAGAUGCAACGCGGUGUCAAGGGUGAGCGCAAGGGCCUGGAGGCUGCCGAAGCUGCUGAGAAGAAGCGGGCGAAGCAGCAGAAGACACGGAGCGAGAAACUGCAAAUGGGGGCAAAGCUGCUUACACUGCAGAGUGAUGCAAUCGGUGACAUGCAGGAGCUGUUGGAGGCUUUCCGAAAACAAGAUCCCGGAAUGGCUGAUUGGCUGCUGAAGAGCGAUCUGAUAGCAGCGAGGGAUGUUCUGCCUCGAAGGGAAGAUGCGAAGACGAUUGCAAAAGCCAUGAAGGACCAAAGCAAGAAGCUUCGCAAAGCGGCCGCCAAGACGGCGGCCCCUUUCCAGGCCGGCAACACAAAGCUUUACAGUGCCGAGGUGGCCCCCGGGCUUCUGCUUCGGGGCAAGAUCGACGCUCACAGGCAGAUGUCCGACGAGGGAUGCCGCAGCAUCGAUAUUUUCGAGCACAAAGCUCGCCAGCGCAAGCUGUUCUACACUUUGAAGGAAUACGAGAAGAUCCAGUGCCUUGGCUACAUCGACCUGGUAAAAAGAGACUCCGGCGAUUCCGGGGUUCGGUGCUUCCUCGUGGAGACGUUUCAAGGAACUUCAUGGCAAUGCGAAGUGAAGCAGGAGCCGGAGCUGUGGAAGGAGCGCAUUGACCAUGCCCGGGCUGCAGUGCCGGAGGAUUGGGGAAACACCGUUGGCCUCACGAGGUUGGAAGAAGUGGCAGCUCCAUGGCAGGUGGACUUGCUUUGCUCGCAUCUCUUUGCAGGCUGUGAAGCGUGUGACAGUCCUUCGUCUCUCAGGAUGCAGCUUUGGCCGGAAUACGAGAUAGAUGCACUGCUGGCCGGCCUUGUGGAUGCCCUCGCGGAGCUCCACCGAAGCGCCGGGAAGGUGCGACUUCUCCAUGUGCAGAUGCCAAGCAAGCAAGGCGACGGAUGUUUGUCCACUCGCGUGCCGGCGGCUCUCGCAGACCGGUUCCACGAGGUCCUGGCGUUGUUCCACAUGCUGCCAAUGUUCGUAUUGGGCACACUGAGGGGACAGAUCUCUGGAUCGGGCCUCGUACUCUGCUCAACCUUCGAUGCAGUGGUGACAGUGCAGGCGAGCUUUGACUUCUCUAGUCUCUCGCUCGACUUCCCGGGUGUCACAGAUUUUCUUUGUCCUCGCCUGAAUGAGGUCGUGCUGCCGCGCUCCGAGAUCCCGCUGUCAGCAGUCCAAGCAAAGGAACUUGGACUGGUCUACGAGGCUCUACACAGCGAAGAACAGUUACAAGACCUGUUCGCGCGGAUCUGCAGCAAGCUGUCCGAGUGUGCGCCAAAUGCUGUUGCACAGUCCAAAGCAUUCAUCCAGAAGAUCGGAAGCGUGCCUAUGGAGCCGAAAGUCUUGCGCGAGCUCGCGUGCCACAUCGCACAGCGCAUGCAAGAUCCAGAAUUUCAGGACUCCAUUCGGCAGAUCGUCGACAAGGGCCAUCUGCCUGUGCACAUGCGGCCGGCAAACAGAGUAGUCCCGGAGCAUGUUCUGUCAGAGAGCCAGGGAUUGGAGGUGGAGGUAACGGUCCAAGCUGCGUGGCCCGCAGCGUCCCUGGCAGCCGAGCUCCUCGAGGGCCUGGCGGAAGUUGGCCGAGGUGCAACGUUUCUCCGUGCGCUCUCUGGGAGCUCCAGUUCCCGGUGGCGCCAGGAUGCUGCCAAGCACGCAGACGCGGCUCUCUGCUGCCAGGGCAAGUCGGCCUAUGGCAGGCUGCUCUCUCUCAGAGCACGGCAUUCGUUUUCCUCGGCCGUUGUUGAGGCAGCCCGAGGAAUGGAGCGAGCGGACAGGGCCAUUCUUGAGGAGCAGGGUCGGUUGGAUGCCAUGACUUGCCCAGUCGGGCAGCCGUGGGUCAUGCUGCACUCGAAGGGUGGGUACACCGAAGUCUUCUGUGGGAAGGAUCUCGCCAAGUUGAGCAAGAUGGUGCUGACAGGGAAGCCGGAAAAGUCGGUCGGACGACUGAGCGGCGCUCCACGACGAAGUGGGCUGGAUCACGUCUUGUAUGAGUUCAUCGCUGAGGAGGAUUCCUAUCCAGAGCUGAUUGGCUAUGGAGAUCUUGGUGAUCCUUCCGGGGCGUCUCAGCUACUGAAAGCUCUUCUUGAAGCUGCCGACGCCCUCGCCACUGCCAGCAGCUUUGGCAGGGUAGCAUUCCGGCAUGGGACGCCUGCAGGAGACGCUCCACCAGCAGUCCUUGGUGGAUACGGCCUCGAGCUGAUGACCCGCAGCGCCGACGAGGUUGCCAAGAGCAAGGACGAUGACUCGCUGCAGGAAGCAGAGGAGGAGGUGGAUGGCAGGUGUCUCCGUGAGGUAUCCGAUCCUGCAGAAUCCUUUCACGGAAUAGACAUCGCAGCAAUCGCCAAAGACUUUCCAGACGGUGCCUCUGCUCUUUGUCGUUUGCGCAGCGAUCUGGUCACCCAAGCUGAGAAGCCACUUCUCCCAUGGGAGCUAACUCGCUUGGGCGCUCGGGCUGCCAUGCGCGCGGUGCGUCUCAGCAAUGAAUCCAGCUUGCAAGGUCUUCUUUCGCUUGGCGAAGUCGCUCAGGACUACCCAUCCGGAUGGGGCAGGGCAUUGUCUGCGGGCACUUCGGAAGAUUCGCAGACUGCGCGUGAGUUGAUGGAAGAUGCAGAGGCAAUCAAGGGUGACGACACGCUGCAGGUGAACGGUUGGCAGGUGCCGGAGAAACAACGAGGCCUCCUUCCUGUGCUGCGGGCACAGCUGCCGCUCUUUCGCUCGGCUGAACUUCUAGCCUCGUCCGGAAUCAGCCAGUCCGGAGCAUUUGCCCUGCUCCGGGAUGCACGCAGCGGGCCGGCGGUGCCAUCAAGAGUGAACACCGGCGACCCACGCAUGGAGAAGAAAGGGAAGGUGCCGUCGUUUCUUCUCGACAAGCAAAAUCCAGUGCUUCUUGGACUGGGCUUCGUCAUUGACCCUUGCAGCCGCAAGCAGCUGAAGAUCUUCAACGCAAUCAUCAAGCGUGCAAUGCCGGCGAUGGCGUGGCUGCGGCUCCAGAGUUCCACACACAGCGCAGCUACUCGCCUUCUUGUGCGCUUUGCAGAGGAUCAUGCUUCGGAGGAAGAAAACCUUUGCGGCGAGGAUGCUGUUAAGCGCAUCAAGGGCCUCUACAAGAAGGCUUUUCAACAGUAUCAGUACGAGAAGGCCAAAAAGCUGAAAACUUCAGACGACCGCUCCUCCCUGGAUCUGCGCUUUCCGACACCGAGUGUGAGUGUGAAUGGAAAGAUGAUAGUGGGGCUGGAGAACAUGGAGAAGUUGCUGGAGUCGGAGAUACAGCAAGAAGUGCAGCAGAUCUCAUUCGCUUUCCAGAUGAUGAGAACACGACCUUCGAUGGUCCCAGAAAAGCAAAUCCUGAACUUCGCCUACAGCAACAAGCAUUUUCAUCCGACGCACGGCUCCUCACAGUCACAGCUCUUGCUGAAGCAAUGCAUUGAGCAGUGGGGCAGUGGGAGCAGCUUCCGCAUUCAACCCAAGUUGCUGACGGCCUGGUAUCCGGGAAUAUCCACAUCUCCCAUUCGGCAUGUGCCUUUGCAGCCGGACAUCCUUCGGAAAGUGCCAGGAGGUCAGCUGCAAGGAAAGUCCUCGCGGCCCUACCCUGCAGUCCACCUUGCGGUGCUCCACGGCGACACGAAGCUUUUGCAGGAUUUCCGAGAGGUCCUCGGGGCCUUCGCGGCGCUAUCCUCGCUGUCGGGAAGCCGUCCGAGUCCAAAACGAUAUCUUCACGUCGCCAUCACAGCAGGCUGCGGUCAGCCUGUUGGAUCACCUCUGCCCGCCUCUAGCGCCUUGCGCCGCUGUGUUGCGGCUGCCUCCACCAGCGGCUUCGACCAGCUGACGCAGCUGCUUGAUACGCUGCCGCUCGCAGAUGUCACAGCCGAGAUGCUCUUGACGGCAUGCGGCACUUCGCUGCCCCACAAGGUCCUUCAGCCGAAGGCUGCGACAGUGGUGCAGGAAGAUGUGGAGCGCUGCCAAGCGCACCUGCCCAUAUUACGCGAUGUAGGAGUGCUGGACGGCACCAUGCUUCUUGUGAACGGGCGGCUCUUUGGACCCUUGGAGCUGGAUGGUCAAAGCUUCACCGCGGGCAUCGUCGCCCACGCGGAGGAGCUGGAGCUCGACUUUGGACCCAUGCAGUUCCAGGACGGACUCGUUCUGGCCGAAGAUGCGGUUGUGAAGAUGCUCAAGCAGAAGGCUGGCUCGGAGGACUAUCUCCUGGCAUUUGCGCUGGCAGUGCGUGCUCGCUCGGUUGUGGAGAGCUUCGCCGCGCGAAGCGGCGAGACCACGGAAGAGAAGUCCGAGGAUGGAGAGCAGCUGCAGGAUUCGCAUCGUCAAGGAGUCGCCGAAGUGAUGUACGAAAGGGCACCGCCGGGAUUGCGAAUGCACCUGGCUCCAAGAGAGGUCUCCUUCGGAUCUCCGAUCCGGGUGUAUGCCUUGCUGAACCCUCUCGGCAAGGGAGCGCAACGUCUCCCGCCACUGCUGGCGCUCUUACACCAGGAGCUGAACGCCGAAGUGUUCGUCACUCUUCGCCCUGUGCGACUGGCUGAGUCUCCUCUGACGGGUUACUUCCGAACGGCUGCCACACCAGCAGCACCUGAAGGCGGUCUUGCCGCACUGGGAGAGUGGAACGGCACCAUGAAGGGUGUUCGGAUUGAACUGCCACCACGACGCGGCCAGCUGUUGAGUGUCCAGCUCGUGGCCCCAGAUGAUUGGCUCUGCUCGCCGGUGGACUCUGCUGCUGACCUAGACAGCAUCCCAGCGCAUGCCCCAAGAGGCUCUCCGGGUGCCAAGGUCCAUGUGCGCUAUGAGGUGGAGGCUCUUUUCCUCGAGGGUGUGGCAGAGGAUGCACGGGGCAGCCCAGCCACCGGACGUCAGCUUGCACUGGCACCCCUGCGUGGCGUGGCUGAGACCGCUGGCAGCAACUCGGUGGUUGUGAAAAGCGGCUACUUCCAACUGCGUCAGAAGCCGGGUGUGUACCAGCUAUCUCUUCACUCCAGCGAAGAGAGGCUGCUGCGACCGAAAGGUCUCGUGCAGCUGGCAGAUCUGGCUGGCAGAGGCUCUCUGCUGGAAGCUCGAGUUGGCAAAAUGGGUCUGGGAGAGGAUGCACAAGCGAGCUUCUUCAAAGCAAACGACUCCGAAAGCACGCAGAACUUCGAAGGGGCAGGUGGCGAUCCUGCAGAAUGCUCCGAGACAAUCCACAUCUUCAGCGUGGCAUCAGGCCGGGCAAUUGUGAAGACGGAAGCAGGCUUGAAGAAACAGCACGAAUGUCAGCAACCUCUCACCAUGGAAAUCUAUGAUGACAGUGGCACAGUCUCAGAAAGUCCCAUCAGAUACUUCGCAGGUCUUCGCUACGAGCGCUUGCUGUGCAGGGCCGAGAUGCGAAUCAUGAUGCUCUCAGUCCGCAAGCACACCAAGUGCAAGCUGCGUUUCUGGCUCGUGGAGAAUUUCCUGAGCCCUCGCUUCCGGCGAGUUCUGCCGGGUUUGGCGGAGAGGGUGGGCUUUGCCGUGAGUCGGGUGACCUACAAGUGGCCCACCUGGCUGCGAGAGCAAACGCAAAAGCAGCGGGUGAUCUGGGCAUACAAGAUCCUUUUCCUGGAUGUGUUCUUCCCAGCAGAAGUGAAGCGCAUCCUCUUCAUCGAUGCUGACCAGAUCGUCCGCGCCAACGCCGAGCUCUCAGAGAAGCAGUCCAUGCUCCUCAAGCAGCUGCACGCCUUGACCCUGUUGCUUGCGAGUGUGGUCAAUGUUGGUGCGAGCGAUCUUGCGACAAGACAAGGUGGAGGAACUAUGGAGGAUGGCCAUGUCUAUGGCUUUGUGCCAUUCUGCGGAUCUGGACCACCAGAAAGCCUCACGAGCCACAUCUGGGGGUCCUUGACCGGAAAGGCAGCAAAGCAGGAGGAUUUGAAAAAUCCGGACACUGUCGGCUUUCGGUUCUGGGAGCAAGGAUUCUGGAAGAAUCAUCUGGCUGGUCGGCACUUCUACCACAUCUCCGCCCUGUUCGUUGUUGACCUAGAGGUGUUCCGACAAACUGGGGCAGGGGAUACUCUCCGAGACGUCUAUCAGUCCUUGACGGCGGACCCGCACAGCUUGGCCAACUUGGAUCAGGAUCUGCCAAACUACAUCCAAGCCAAUCUGCCCAUAUACAGCCUGCCACAAGAAUGGCUUUGGUGCGAGAGUUGGUGCAGCGAGAGUUCCAAAACCAAUGCCAAAACCAUCGACAUGUGUCAGCAUCCCUCGAAGAAAGCAACUUGGCCAAGCUAG
Symbiodinium sp. CCMP2592 is the source of this 7752-nucleotide messenger RNA. The record is from the annotation of a GenBank genome assembly. NCBI's taxonomy places the organism in Eukaryota, Dinophyceae, Suessiales, Symbiodiniaceae.